AUGGGUAACACCUACGACUUGGUGCAACAGCUUCUCAGGGACCAUCCUUCUAAGGCGGCCGAGCUCCUGAUGAUCUACCUUCAGGAUGAAGAGAAAUGCGCAGCGGCGGAGCGUUAUAUAGGGCAGCACCAACCGCAACGACUUCCCGAGGCGCCAUCUGGACAGCAGUACGAAGCUUUACCGCCACGCGCACAUCAUCGCAACUCGUCUCUACAGCAAGCGUCGGCACGGCACAAUAUUCAGAAUGCCAGGCACAUCAUGCAAACUCCACCCACCAGCGCGGGCUCAGUCAAAUCGGCCACUUCCGGUCUUGCGGCCGCCGGCAUGGAAAAGAUAUCUUUUCUCUCAUGCGACGACGAUGGAGCGGAUCAGCCAGUCAUAGCAAGACGUGCGCCAGGGAGAUACAAUCUGAUUGGCGAUGGAGUGGCGUACGGCCGCGGCCUCAGUGCCGGUCAAUUCGAGGUGGACGAGUCAAUACUCGUACACACAUCUGCUGGAGCCGCGAAGUGGGUGGCUGUCAAGGCCGCCGUGAAUCUCACAUGGCGCCGUCGCAAUGAGUUCAAAACCAAUAUGGAUACAUUCUACGUCGUGUCAGCAAGACUGCUCGAUAGCGAUGUCGUUUUGGGAUCUGAGGAGUCCAUGGAGCGCCAAUUCCCCUCAGAGGUUCAAGAAGCGCAUUCCCCGCAAGGUCGCUACCCACCAGGCUUCGUCACCGUGGACGAAUACGAUCAAGCAGUUCCGCCGCAAGCGCCGACUGCGCCGAUACAUCCAUAUCAACACCAGUAUCAGCCACCGUCUCCCGAAGUUCAACGGGCAUUCGGGCGCGUCGGUGCAAUGCACGAAGUACAACGCAUGCGAGGAUCCGAGCCACCCGCCCAAGUUGCACCAUCAGCGCCCGCGAACUACAGUCCGCAGAGUGACGCACCUAUACCAAUCCCAAGCCAAGGUGAUCCGAGCGACGAGCUCGAAAUUGAAGGUUACUGGGGCAGAAUGCCGAUCAGCAUGUCAGUCGAUAUCAGCGGUUCGGGAGAGCAGUUCUUCCAAGCCUUUCAAUGUAUGGCCAUAGACCGGAAGCGCGGUGACAACCUGGACAGGCAGAGACUGGCGGUGUGGUUGAGAGCGGACGAGGAUGGUCCCGAGGAUGAAGCAUACUACGUCAGUCUUGAUCAAGGUGCACUAGAGAAGCGCUGGAAGAUGGUCGUGAGAUGGAUUCGAAAGAACAAGAACUCGGAAGAACCGCAUCUGUAUGCGACGGUCGAGAUUGCGGACGGGUGA
Messenger RNA from Alternaria infectoria, 1275 nucleotides. RefSeq lists its product as uncharacterized. The record is from RefSeq and is a predicted model, not a curated record. NCBI's taxonomy places the organism in Eukaryota, Fungi, Ascomycota, Dothideomycetes, Pleosporales, Pleosporaceae. The transcript is spliced from 2 exons. The coding region runs from base 1 to 1275 and encodes 424 amino acids.